UCUUUAGCCACUUCAUCAAAAAUGAAUUGCUUAAUAUAAAAAUAUCUACAAACAACAUUGAAAAUGAAAGAAUAUUAAGAAGAAAAGUUUGCUGUUUAUCCUUUAUUCUUCAAAUUAAAGUUGUGAAAUGGAACUUCCAUGCAUUGAAAAUCUUCCCGAAGAAGUUUUAGAAUUUAUUUUAUCAUUAAUAUCCCCUUAUAAGGAUCUACAUGAUUGUAUGCUAGUUUCAAAGAAAUGGAAAAGAUGUGUACAAAAUGUUGUUAAGACAAAACAAAGAAAUUUAUACAAAGCAAUUACAGACUUUGAUGUAAGAUGGAACAAAAUAACUCCAAUAGAAAUGGCUCCAACAAUAACAAAACGAUAUUCACAUUCUGCUGCAGUUCAUGAAAAUUCUAUGUAUGUUUUUGGAGGCUGUACUUGUGCAAUGACUACUUUUAAUGAUUUAUGGAGAUUAGACUUAUCCAAAAGGCAAUGGAUUAGGCCUUUGGCCAUGGGAACAUAUCCUUCCCCCAAAGCUUGUAGUUCUUUACUUAGAUAUAAAGAUAUGUUAAUAUUAUUUGGUGGGUGGGCAUACCCACCUUCAUAUCCAUUAUACCAAAGCUGGCAUUUAUUUGAUGAACUUCAUGUUUACAAUAUAAAUGCCAAUAGUUGGACCUGUAUAACAACUGGAAAUAACCCACCACCAGUUGCAGGACAUUCAGUUUCAAUAAUAAAAGAUACCAUGGUGGUAUUUGGGGGUUUGCAAAAACCAAAUACUGCUGUCCACUGUGAAAAAUCAAAUGAGGUUUGGCUAUUGAAUCUAACAAAUUGGACAUGGAAAAAACCACAAAUUGAGACUGGGCCUAGACCAAAUGGUCGUUUUGGUCAAACACAAGUAGUUUUAGAUGAUGAAAAUAUUUUAAUUUUGGGGGGUUCUGGUGGGCCUUCAUUUUAUUAUUGUGAUGCCUGGAUAUUAAAUAUGUCUGAGAAAGUAUGGAGAUGGAUUCAAGUUGAUAUAAAAGAUAAACAGAAUGAGCCUACUAAUAUUUGGAGCAACCCAGGGUGCAAGAUUAAGGAUAAGAUUGUUGUAUUAAAUAGAAUAAGGCAGCCUGAGAGUAACUCUAUAGCAUAUUAUCCCAAAGCAUCUUGGAAUGAUAGUAGAAAUCCUACAGAAGGAAAAUUAUCCAGAAUAGAUUUAGCCAAUAGACAACAAGAUAAAGAUGACAAUGUGAAUGGUAAAAGAGGAACCCUUAAAACACCCAAGAGAGAAGCAGAUGAAGAUGAAAGUGGGUCUGUGCCUAAUAAGAAUGUCACAAUCCGAAGCCUACCUUCUGGUGCAAACAUGGCAGCUUUCAAUGGACCAGAUCAACAAAUUAGAGAUGAUCCAAAAAAACGAUUUCCAAUCUUAGAAAAAUUAGAAAAAUUUAAAACAAAAUAUAAGAGUACAAAAAGGGAAAAGAAAACACAUUAUCUAGGAAUUUACGUACUAGAUAUUUCACAACUUGUAGGUAAAAAUUCAUAUGCCACCUGGUUACCACCAAAAAAUAUAAGCAAUGGUCCAGAAGAAACAAUAUUGUACACUUUAGUUGAGGGGAAAUCAGAAUUAAUUAUGUUCGGCGGUAUUCAGAAGGAAGCAUCUUCAAUGGGCUUUUCAACUAAUUUAAGUAGCCAAAUUUCCAAUUCAUUGCAUUUUAUUACUGCCCCUAGUUACGUUAUUUAGAACCAAAUUCUGUGUAUAUAUAUACUAUGUAUAGUAUGUUCCAAAAUGGAUCUACUAAUACAUUUUUUUCAUUAUUACCAUGAAAAAAUUUCCAAAAAGGAAUUUUUGCAUAUAAUAAUUUUAAUAAGUAGUAAAUCCAUUUAAGGGCAUGCAAAACAAUUACAAAAUAAGACCUAUGGUCCAAUUUUGGGUAACCUGUAAGCAAAUCUGUAACUUUUAUAUAGGCAUGCACAUAAUAUCAAAAGCAAUGUUUAUUUACAUAUGGGUGAUUCCACAUCAGGCAGGUUUUAAGCCUCACCCCCUCUGAUUUUGACGAAAAUCGCUGAAUGGGCUUCAAAUGGGCCUAAAUGGACCUGACUGCAAAAGUUUGAAAAAAUUAUAAAAAUGUGGAUUUUAUGGGGGUUAUACUUUUCAGAUCAGAGAUAUAUUGUUUUGCUUAUAUUUUGGGUCCUAAUUGACCUAGAGAGCUGGUCGUCGUCUUAUUUUAAAGAAGUUUAAAUUUGAAUAUUUUUUAAUAAAAUAUAAAUGUAGUUUUUAAAAUUUUAUACACUGCCCGUCAAAAUUAUUGCAUAAUAAGUAAAAAAA
Molecule: messenger RNA, 2284 nt
Organism: Brassicogethes aeneus
Lineage: Eukaryota; Metazoa; Arthropoda; Insecta; Coleoptera; Nitidulidae
Source: the annotation of a GenBank genome assembly